Sardina pilchardus (European sardine) is the source of this 960-nucleotide messenger RNA. RefSeq lists its product as uncharacterized. The record is from RefSeq and is a predicted model, not a curated record. Bases 103 to 771 code for a protein of 222 amino acids. NCBI's taxonomy places the organism in Eukaryota, Metazoa, Chordata, Actinopteri, Clupeiformes, Clupeidae. The transcript is spliced from 2 exons.
UCAUUGCCAGGAGGAGGUGGAAAGGUGAGAAAACGCCCACCGCACCGAUGACCCCACAUAAAGUUGGAGUCAACUUUCAAAGAUCUCAAACUGAUAAGGAGGAUGGCUCACUCCUGCUCCUCUGCUGUCGAAGAGAUGAACAGUGAUUAUUCCUACUACGAGAUGGACAGUGAUGAUUCCCACAACCUUGAACUGGACAGUGAGGAUUCCUUCGACCUUGAACUGGACAGUGAGGAUUCCUUCGACCUUGAACUGGACAGCGAUUCCUAUGACCUUGAACUGGAUAGUGAGGACUCCUACGACUCUUUCUCCGAUCUCAGUAGUGAGGAUUCUGACGAAGAAUAUUGUCAUAAGCUAAAUCAGCUGACACCCAGCCGGACGAAGUUGCGCCAUCUGGAGUCGACUCCGAAGAUGCUCGAGAUAAUCACCUCACCUCCAAGAAAGAAGCCCCGUCGGCAACUUUUCUUUGACCCGCCGAAAACGAAUGAGAACUUGUCCUCAGCAACUCAGCGUCUGGCCAUCGGCAAGAGAAAAAGGAGCCUGUUACAGGAACAUAACAAUUUCCUGCGUGAGAUGAUGGCAUCUCAUGAGAAGCAGCAGGCCCAGCGUGAACGCCACUUCCAGUUGAUGAUGGAUCACACACGGAAAGCAAGGCAGCGAGAACUGGCCGCUGAUGCUGCUACUGCUGCCUUCCGCCAUGGCCUGCUGGCAGUGCUGGGCCAGAUUGCGCAGGCAAUCGCGGGCCGGAAUGCAGCUCAACCACCCCAGUAGUGACUGGACACACCACUGACAGAACUAGAUGCACAAUGCACUUGUAUAUUUACUGUACACCACAUAACCUUGUAUAUAGUGUGUACACUACAUGCACAAUGCUCUUGUAUUUACAUAUUACACAACAUACCCUUGAAUAUAGUUUGCACUGCAUUAUUUUUGUAUUUACUUUUUUACUGUCUGUUUUAA